UCGCCCUUCGCGCAGCUCGGGCGCUCCCCGGUCGCCGGUAUUAGAGGCGGUGUGGGACUCCGUGUCCAGUGAUGGAAGAGCUGAGUACGGCUAUCCGUGCCCUGUCAGACAGGUUCACUGUGAUUGAGGCGUCAGUGAGUGCAAUCAACGACCGCCUUGAGGAGCCCAACGCCGGUCGUCGGCACGUGGCUCAACCAGAACAGGCUAUUGAGCCGACUGAACCCGUGAGUACAGAGGGGUUCGAUUUUGGAUCCUACAGUGAUCUCCAGGCAGAACUAAAGACUGUUCGUGAAGGAGUGGCCAAGAUCAAGUUACCGCAGGACUUGGUCGUUGGAGAUUCCCGCGCCGGCGUGGGGAAGAACGACCUGCCGCGUUUUCAAGUGAUUCAAAGGUGCGCGAGGUUCCAGGAAACCGUUCUUAAGGUUUUGUCAACCGCUUCUGCUACGGAUCCUGUGAUAAACCAACUCACUAUAGUCGCGUUAGCCCAAACCCGUUACUUACAAGAAGAAUAUACCAACUUGCUUGUCUCAAAUCAGUUCGACGAUACGACCGCUCAGCUUUUCAAGACUCUGCAACAAAACCCGGCGGCUUUCCCACCGGGCGCGGUGGAAAACCUUCAGCGGGCGGUGACGAUCGCCGGGGCGCGGCAGCAGUCACGCCAGGUCAGUCACGUGCCCGACCGUGCCCGCUGGCGCGGUCCGCCGCCGGCGGCCGCGCGGUUCGGCGCGGGCCCAGCGUCGGCUGAUUGGAGGAGCCGCGGUCGACCCGGCCCGGGCUACCCGCAGCCGUCACGUGACCUGUCCCGGCCCGGUCAGCUGCAGCACGGAGCGGGGCCGGGGCCGCACGCCGCUGAGUGACGGGAACCAUGGUGCUUCGGCCGGCGGCCUGGUCGGAGAUCGGCGCGUCUGAUGUGAUCGAGCCACAAUAUCGCAAGUAUUUAGGGUUUCAGUACGGUGGUUCUUGGUGGGUGUGGUGCUGCUUACCUUUUGGGUUACAAUGCUCUCCGUUUUAUUUUCACAAAUGUAUUCGUGCCGUUGUUAAAUAUUUGCGUGAUGUCAAAUCAUUGUCACUCAUGGCCUAUGUUGACGAUUUUUAUUUAUGCUCCACAAAAGCAAGCAUUGAUCGAGACCUUGGUGUGUUGUUAGAGACGCUCAGUACCUUAGGUCUCGCUGUGAAUUUUGAAAAGUCACAUCUCACGCCCUCGGAGUCGGUAACUUAUUUAGGCUUUGAAAUUCGCUGUGCUACCGCUUUGAGCCCUCCUGUGAUUACGGUUCCUAAGUGUAAAGUUCGAAAGUUGAAGCAAGACAUUUCGAGGGCGCUGAAGCGUAGUUUCAUUUCGGCUCGUUUGCUAGCUCGGAUCGCUGGCCGGUGCAUCAGCAUGCUGGCGGCAGUCUUUCCGGCAAAGCUGAAAUUGAGGAAUGUGUACCGUCUCCUCAAUUCCAGGUCAUCCUGGGAGGCUCGGCUCCUGUGGUCGCCAGGAGCGAGAGAGGACCUGUUGUGGUGGGUGUCCUCCCUCGACGGCUGGAACGGCAGGCUGCUGGUGCCGCCGCCUGUCUGCGAGCUGCAGCUCUCCACCGACGCGUCGGGCUCCGGCUGGGGGGCCGUUCUCUCCACGCCCAGCUGUCAGCUGGCGUCCGGAUUCUGGGAUCAGCUGGUGAGCAGACAGUCGGCGAAUUAUCGAGAGCUAUUAGCGGUUUAUUUUGCUCUUCGCUCGUUCCGUUUUUCGAUAGUUGGAAAAACAGUAGAAGUUCUGUCGGACAAUGUUACUACAGUCGCUCAUAUAAACAAAUUCGGUUCAUCCAAUGUUAGCUUAGAUAGCAUCGCACAGAACAUCUGGUCGUUUGCUUUUGACAAUAACGUUUCGCUGGUAGCGCAUCACAUUGCGGGUGUCUCGAACACGGGCCCCGACACCCUGUCUCGUAUGUCGGCGCGUCAUGAGUGGGUGUUGCACCCGUCCAUCUUUCGACAGCUGGACCGGAUGUUCGGGCCGCACACGGUGGACCGCUUCGCGGCGGUUGGCACGGCCCUGUUGCCUACCUACAACAGUCGGUUCGCGGACCCAUGCUCGUCAGGAGUGGACGCGCUGGGACAGACGGACUGGGGCGCCGAGAACAAUUGGGUAAACCCGCCGUUUCGCCUGAUCCCGAGGGUUCUCGACAUCAUCGAGGCGCAACGUGCCGACGCGACGCUGAUCGCGCCGAUGUGGCCAGGCCAGCCGUGGAUGGCACGCCUCCGACGGCUGUGCACGGCACCGCCGAUCCGGCUGCCGCCGGUAACACGUUCGUGUCUCCCUCUAUCGGAGCAGCAGCGGAUCGAGCCACAUCAGAACCGCAGGUGGACGCUGUGCGCCUGGAGAAUCUCUGGUGCACACGGCUAGAGGCACGAGGAUGGUCGCGAGCCGCUAGCAACUAUUUACGGGUGAGCUUGGCGAGCAGCACACUCGCAACGUAUGACCGAUACAUUCGUGAUUUCUUUGUUUUCUGCGGUGCUCGUGGAGUAUCGUUUCCGCCAGAUGAUUCCGCUGUGCUGGCUGAUUUCUUCAUGCACCGGUGCGGGUCGUCGGACCGGCCGCACUCCACCGUUCGGUGUGUUUCUGCGGCCAUUUCAGCUUUGUAUGAAGCGUUCGGAGCGGAUAACCCUGCUAGGGAUCCGUUCAUUGUGAGACUCCUGCAGGCCAUCGUUAAAGGGGGCACGCGCGCCCCGAUGGUUCGAUCUGCAAUCAUGGAUGUUUCGGCGUUCGUCCGCAUGUUUCAGUCUUGGCCAGACAGUGCAGAACUGUCUACCAAACAGCUACGGCUGAAAACCAUUACUUUGUUAUCGCUAGCUUUAAUGCUGAGGCCGUCUGACGUCGCGCCACUGGCUAAGAGGUACGAGUCCAGUACCGGUGUUAUCUCUGAUUUUGUUAUGUCAACGGACCAAUUUCAGUUUAACGCGGACGGUUCUCUCGGUGUGACCUUUCUCGGCGUCAAAAAUGACAGCCAGCGUACGGGCUUCCAAGUUACUUUGCCCCCCAGUCCUGAUAGCAAGUUAAAUCCUGUGGAAGCACUCAGGAUUUAUCUGGCUCGUACGGAAUCGGUGCGUUGUCCGACUACUAAACCGGCGUUUUUAACUCUCGUUAGGCCUUUCAAGGCUAUAUCUGCUAGCACAGUCGCUGAACUUCUGCAACAGGCCAUCACUGCCGCCGAAAAGUUUGGCCUGCCGACUGGCCAUCGGCCGAAAGAUUUUCGGCCGACAGGGGCUACUCGGGCGGUUCAAUUAGGCUUUGACACUGAUGAUGUACAACGUCUUGGCCGCUGGAAAACACGGUCAGUCUUUUUGGAGCAUUACGUGCACAACGCGAUUCAAAGCUCGUACACGGAGCAAAUGCUCAAGUGAUCGUGUCAGUCUGAUCAGUCGUGUGUGUGUUCGUCCUUCUAGAGCCAGGCACUUG
Molecule: messenger RNA, 3430 nt
Organism: Amphibalanus amphitrite
Lineage: Eukaryota; Metazoa; Arthropoda; Thecostraca; Balanomorpha; Balanidae
Exons: 2
Coding region: 866-2377 (503 amino acids)
Source: RefSeq, a predicted model, not a curated record